AUGGCCGACAGGUCCAGAGGAGGCUACCACAGGGCGGAUAAUCCGCCCAGCAUGGCGUCGUCACGGCCUUCCGUGCUCACCGACUCGAGCAGCGGCUCGUCUUCGCAGAAAUACUACACCAUGCCCGUGCAGCAGGGCGGCUAUGCCAAAGGCGCAUAUGGACCAAGAUCAGCGCCCGCCGCGCCACUCUUGACCGACGACGACGACGAGGAUGACUACCUGUACAACGACAAGGCGCUCGACAAGCGCUCGGGCACCUGCAUCAGCACCAGAGGUAUGCUGAAUGUCUUGACCCUCAUCCUGCUUGCUCUGGGCCUACUCGCUCUCUUCCUGGGCUAUCCUCUCGUGGUGGUGCUCAGCAAAGUGUUUGAUAGUAUCGACAUCAACCCAAAGAGCCCAGAGCGCCUCACUGCGAUCACACAGCGCGGUCUCCUUGACCCAGACACCCCGCCAUCCGCUAUGAGGCGCACCUCCCCCAUCGACGGCAGUGCCUGGCACCUCGUCUUCUCGGACGAGUUCGAGCAAGAGGGCAGGUCUUUCUGGCCAGGCGACGACCCUUACUGGGAGGCCGUCGAUCUGUGGUACUGGGGUACCGGCGAUCUCGAGUGGUACUCACCAGAAGCAGUCAACACCACCGGCGGUGCUCUCGUCAUCUCGGUCGAAGAGAGGGAGACCAACAACAAGAACUUCCGUUCCGGAAUGGUGCAGUCUUGGAACAAGGUCUGCUUCCAGGGCGCAUACUACGAGAUCUCGGCGCGUCUGCCCGGAAGCCACACCGUUCCCGGAUUCUGGCCAGGCCUGUGGACUCAGGGCAAUCUGGGCCGUCCAGGUUACGGCGCCACCAACGAGGGCAUGUGGCCGUAUUCGUACCAAGGAUGCGACACGGGCGCCCUGCCCAACCAAACAUACAUCAACGGAACCGGGCCGCCCAAAGCUCUCGACGCAAACGGCCUCUUCUCGGCAUCGUACAACAACGAGCUCUCGUGGCUGCCAGGCAUGCGAUUCACCUCGUGCAAUUGCCCCGGCACCGAGCACCCUGGCCCCAACCACCGCGUUGCAAGGUCCGCUCCCGAGCUCGAUAUCCUCGAGGCCAAGAUCAACGUCGCCGGCGGGCACGGAGAGACCUCGCAGUCGCUUCAAAUGGCUCCGUUCGACGUCGAUUACUACUACGGCAACAGCACGGCGGCUGGCGACAUUCGCAUCUGGGAUGCCAACACCGAGCUCAACUCGUACAAGGGUGGUGCCAUCCAGGAGGCCGUCUCGGCGCUGAGUCAAGUGCCGGAUAUCGCGUACGAGAAUACGGUGGGUGGACGCUACGUGACAUUCGGCGUCGAGUACUCGCCCGACUGGAACGAGAAUGGCGACGCAUCCGUCACCUGGUACAUGGACGGCCGUCCGAUGUGGACGCUGAAUGGGCAGGCUAUUGGCCCGGUGCCCGAGCUCGACGUGAGCCAGCGCCUGGUGCCGACGGAGCCGAUGUUCAUGAUCCUGAACGUGGCCAUCUCCGAGUCGUUCCAGGUGCCCGACUUUACGCAGCUCGAGUUCCCGGCGCACAUGUACGUCGACUACGUGCGCGUCUACCAGCGCGACGGCCAGCCCGACCGCGUCGGGUGCGACCCCGCGGACCGCCCCACGUACGACUACAUCGAGAACAACAAGGAGAUCUACUACAACCGCAACAUCACCGAGUACCCCAAGUCCAAGAUCCCCAAGAACCGUCUCACGGGCUGCUGA
Moesziomyces antarcticus is the source of this 1734-nucleotide messenger RNA. Its product is annotated as glycoside hydrolase family 16 protein. Gene Ontology annotation, biological process: (1->6)-beta-D-glucan biosynthetic process; fungal-type cell wall organization. Gene Ontology annotation, cellular component: plasma membrane; endoplasmic reticulum membrane. The record is from RefSeq and is a predicted model, not a curated record. The transcript has 2 exons. NCBI's taxonomy places the organism in Eukaryota, Fungi, Basidiomycota, Ustilaginomycetes, Ustilaginales, Ustilaginaceae. Bases 1 to 1734 code for a protein of 577 amino acids. Gene Ontology annotation, molecular function: glucosidase activity.